GCCGCCGCCGCCGCGCCGCUCCGCCGGCUACUCCUCCGCAUCCGCGACCCGCCGCCGCUCCCCUUCAACGCGCUCCUCUCCCGCCUCCCACCACACCCCCAGCAGGGCCCCACCUCGAGCCCGGUUCCGCCUCCGCUCUCGGCCUCGACGCCGGCCCGAAUGCCGCCCGCGAGCCUCCGCGACGCCCUCCUCUCCUUCCACCCGGGCCUCCAGAUACACCCGUGCCUAGAUCCGAUCGGGGACGCCCCCCCUGUUGAGGAGGGCGGCGGAGAGGCGGCGGAGGUGUGGGCGGACAGCGUGAAGAAGAAGCGCAAGCGCAAGAUGAACAAGCACAAGCUCCGCAAGCUCCGGAAGCGACUCCGCCGCCAGACAUGAGCUCUCUCUCCGCUCCGGUUAGACCUCUCGCCAUUGCGUUAAGUCUUCUGAUUUGACCUCUCCUUUGGUUACUGAUCCGUAGAGUGAGGCAGAGGAAUUACAGGUGAAUGAUAGAGAGAGCA
Messenger RNA from Panicum hallii, 497 nucleotides. RefSeq lists its product as uncharacterized. The transcript has a single exon. The annotation marks the transcript as partial. The record is from RefSeq and is a predicted model, not a curated record. Lineage: Eukaryota; Viridiplantae; Streptophyta; Magnoliopsida; Poales; Poaceae. Gene Ontology annotation, biological process: mRNA processing.